GAGUUCAUGUGUCUGCAUAACUGACGAUGCUUCUACACGUUCCGAUCAGCGCUACUCACCCCAUAUAUACUACCGUCACAUCUACUAGUUCGAUUCAUUCACCUCCAUCCGCCGGUCGUGCCUUCUGGCAGUGCAGCAAGGAAAUCCGAGUCAAUAGUAAUCAUUACAGCAGCGAUGCGCUUGCCUCAGGGCCCCGACGAGAGGGAUGAGCUGCAAGACGUCGCGCGUCAAGAGCGCGAACAUCAGCGCAUUCACGGCCCAUCAGACGAGGCCCUCUUGCGCAAGCUCGCCAUUCUCGCAAAGUCGAUCAAGAGAAAUAUGCAAUCACUUAGCCGGCGCGUGAUCAAUAAUAGCAACGAAAUGAACGAACAUGCCUCGACGACGACCGCCUCCGGAGCGUCAUCUCAGGAUGAUCCGGCUCCGCGGUUGCCCACCGAGGUCUGCGGACGGAUCAUUGACCACGUAGCCGCGGGACUGGGUCUCUACUACCCAUCUCUGGCUGGGAAUCCAAAUCUCCUAGCUCUUCAAUCGUGCGCACUAGUAUGCAGGGACUGGUACUUUCACACCUGGUACCACCUCCAUCGGCGUGUUUACCUCCGUGACCGGAACGACGUCCGCUCACUUGCCAGGACACUCCGCGAGAGACCACGCCUCCGCGGUGUUGUCCAACAGGUCGUCAUCUCGGGUGUGAUUCAACAUCUUGGAACGUUUGCCGCCAUGCUUGCCGGGAAGCUUCAGAAACUCUCGGAGAUCAUCAUUGAGGACGCGGAGUGGACCGUCGACUCGAUGAGGAUGGAAGACGUUGGAUAUCUCGCCACAUUUUACCGUGUCCGCACAUUAACUAUCAUGAAUGUCACCGUGCCGAGCAUUUCCCGACUGGCCCGCCUCAUCUCAGCACUCCCUGGCCUGAGAAAUUUGAGGUGCCGUGGUGUCGGGUGCUCGCAGGAACACCCAAUCUCUCCUGUCUCUCUCCCGCUCAACUCUGCAAGUUUGGAGGAGCUCGACGUGCGAUGGGUUUCGCCCACAAUUCAAGACCUCCUCGAGAAGUCAGGCUUUAUUGGAUGCAAGUGCGGCCUCGGUGGAAGUCCUCUGUCUUCUAAUCAUUGAGCCCGGCAAGGUGUCUUCCAUGGAUAGUGACGCCGUUGAUUUCACUACAGAACAACACCUCAACCUGUCACGUUAUGAAAGCUUGUGGCAAUUGCGGAUUUACC
This is a messenger RNA of Rhodofomes roseus, 1211 nucleotides long. RefSeq lists its product as uncharacterized. The transcript is spliced from 6 exons. NCBI's taxonomy places the organism in Eukaryota, Fungi, Basidiomycota, Agaricomycetes, Polyporales, Fomitopsidaceae. The record is from RefSeq and is a predicted model, not a curated record. The coding region runs from base 175 to 1107 and encodes 310 amino acids.